GCAGAUGUCGCUGCGCUCUUCCAAAAUGGCGCUGUAUGUAGCUCUUCUAUCGAAAUAGCAAAAUUAUAAGGGACUUCAGACGGGCAUACGGAAGCCGUCGAUCAACGUGUAAGAUGUCGUCGAGGUACACAAGUCAUCUGAAUUCACGGAGAUGUGAUGUUCAGUUACCAGCGUGCAGCACAGCGUCGUCGGUGUUUGCGUAAAGGACGGACUGUCGGUGCUGCCCGACCCGGGCAGCCUCUGGAAGAGCAGGAUGCUGACGGCCCUCAAGAAGCUGGUGGGCAACAAUGAGGCAGCUGGGGGGAAGCCCCAGCCUCCGUCCGGCAUGCAGACCAUGGAGCAGAGCCUCCAGAAGAGGUUCGCCAGAGGGGUGCAGUACAACAUGAAGCUGGUGAUCCGGGGCGACCGCAACGUGGGCAAGUCAUGCCUGCUUCUUCGUCUGCAGGGCCAGCGCCUCAAGGAGGAGUACCAGCCCAGCGAGGAAAUUCAGGUUGCCAGCAUCCAGUGGAGCUACAAGGCCACGGACGACGUGGUGAAGGUGGAAGUGUGGGACGUGGUGGACAAGGGCAAGAAGCGACGACCCAUCGAGGGACUCAAGCUCGACAAUGCUGGCAGCCCCGAGGCCGGCGUGCCGGAGGAGCCGGCUCUCGACGCGGAGUUCAUAGACGUGUACAAGGGAACCAACGGAGUGAUCAUGAUGCUGGACAUCACCAAGCAGUGGACGUUCGACUAUGUGCAGCGGGAGCUGCCCAAGGUUCCUGACAACAUUCCAGUUCUCGUGCUGGCCAAUCACCUAGACAUGAAGCACCACAGGAACAUCACUGAGGACCAAGUGCGCUUCUACGUCGAAUCCAUCGAGCGACCCGCCGGAAGCGCCCAGAUCCGUUAUGCAGAGUCAUCUCUCCGCAAUGGGUUUGGUCUCAAGUUCCUGUACAAGUGGUUCAACCUGCCUUUUCUUCAGCUUCAGCGGGAGUCUCUGCUGCUGCAACUGGAGCGAAACGCUCACGAGACAGAUGCGACCAACGAGGAACUGGACAUACUGCAGGAAUCCGAGGAGCAGAACUACGACCUGUUUGCGGAAGCCUUGAACAACCGACGCAGGGAAAUUGCGGACCAACUCUCGUCCGCAUCCAAGUUUGCAGAGGCGGCGUCUCCACAGAUGGUGGUCAAUGGAAUGCCUUCGAGCGCCACCACGGUCAACUUGGCAUCGGAGACGAAGCCGAGUGGCCCCCGGUCUGCCCCGCCUCCUCGCAGCGUGUCCGUGCCCAGCUCCCUGGGAGCCCAGGAGGCCAAGAAGCAGGCGGCCACGAGGGCCCAGGCCCCCACAACCCCUGCCGCCACCGCUGCGUCCCCCGUGGUGGCGCCCCAGCAGGCCGGCGGAGCGGUGAGAUCGCUGUCCCCCACCGACGAGAAGGCUGCCAAGUCCGGCGCGGCUUCUCCCACAGGAACCACCAAGACCCCCACGAAGCAAGGCGGCCUGAUGUCCAAGCUGUUCAAAAAGGCUGAACGGGACGACCCCAUUGUGGUUCGGGCAAAUGUGCACGCACCCCCAACCGGGGUCUCCUCGGCGGGUCCCGUCGGGGACGUGGACGACUUUGUGCCGGACGACGGGGAUGGCAGCUUCAACAGCUUCCUGGACGACCGGGACCCGGAUGGCGGGGCCACCCCCAGCACCGUGGCCGGGGAGGAAGACAGUGCCAGCGACGACGAUGAGGGCAAUAACCCCCUGGUGACCGGCUUCCAAGACGACGUGGACCCGGAGGACGUGGUGCCGUCCCGAGCGGUGGGGGACCCCGUGCCCGUCCUGGCUUCCAAGGAUUCCAGUGACGAAGAGGACACCUCGGUCGUGCAUGGGAAAGACCCCAACCAGGACCUGUCCGGAGACUCGUUUGUGUCAAGGGAGGAGAUCAGCCGGGAGGAUCCCGACGGCACGUCUUCCCCCGCGGCGCCCGAGAAUGCGGCUCCUGAGACUCCCUCCUUCUGGAACAUGCCCACGGAGGACCUGACCUUUCUGGAGAAGCGCUACAGUGCCCUCGCUGCUCCAGCCACAAGGCAGCCGGUGCUCCAGAGCCAGCCGGAGGAACCCGGGGCGGAGGGCGACGUUGCCGUGCCGGCCAAACCCAAGAAGCACAGGCACAAGUCUAAGAAGGAGGACAAGGAGCGCAGCCAGAAGCACCGCAAGGAGGGGUCCUUCUCCAAGGGCACGGAGGAUGCCGAACGCAAGCCCAAGAAGAAGUCUCAGCGCAAGCAGCGCGCCAAGCCCUCUGCCGACGACAGUUCUUCGGACGCAGAGCGGCUGGAAGCCUUCCUGGGCGCAGCGGACGCCCCCGGGUUGGAGAGAGCGGCAGAGGCCUACGAGUCCCUCUGAGACGUCGCCGGCGAGUCUCGAGCGGAGGCCGUCGCCGCCGCUGCGGUUCCCGGGACGCGUCUCCGACCGGUGCGUUUACCGCAUCCUCGAAAGCAGCCUCUCGACUUCCGCCCGACUGCGUCGCAGAGGCGUCAUGCCGUCGCCGCCAUGUUCCCGGCGCUUCCGCAAGACCACUUUCGAUGCACAGGCGGGAUGGGACGCCAAACACGCCGGUCAGAGACACGUUCCAGGCAAUGCAACACUGCCGAGAGGGCGGACACGGCUGCGUCCUCGUGCGAUGGUCUGACGUCGACUCUGCAGCCAAACGGGGGACGAGAUUCCAUCUCCGAAAGGGACACUACGCCACGCGUUUGUCGACCGUUUGCCCGAAUCGCCGAGCCCUGGAAGCCUUUUUUGUUUUUCCCAUUGCUUCGCAGAAGCGAGGGCAACGGGCCAGCGCACGGCGGAAGUGGCGGCGAGACGACUGUGGAUGCUCGGGACAUGGGGCGUUGGUGCCACUGUAUGAAGCCAAUUGGUACGAGUCAGCCGUUCUGACCUAUUAUGUUUCCGUCGCCGGAAGAGAUGGCGAGAUGGGCGUUCCAUGGGAUGGUCUGGGCAGACAGUGGGCAACUCAAGAUUGUGUUGGAAAGAAAAUGUCUGUAGCACUUUGUGCGUGAGCGAAGCGGAAGCUACGAGGGCAAGCUUAGUGCUUUCGACGUCCCUUUCGAGCACAUGUGUUUGUGCGGUGCGGUUCGGGGCAGCUUGCUCGCGUUUGUAGCUUUGGCUUUGCUCGCACGAAGUGAAGCCAUCUAUAGCGGUUGGUAAAGGAAUCUAAACACGGUAGAGCAGCUCAAGGCAUACCUCAUUAGUGUCCGUCAUUUGAGAGUGCACGCAUCGGCAAUCGUCCCAUUCCACGACUACGAUGGCUAUCCAUCACUGACAUUGCAGUAAACUCUCGCUCGUCAAGUUCUGAAUUCUCAACAAAGAAAUUUAUGCAGAUUUUUGCUACAGCGAACUUGGCUUUCCAGAGAAGAUAAGCCCUAUGCAGCGAGAUUUUACUGCAACGGUAAUGACUGUAUUGGUUUUCGAUGUACUGUUAUUGAUCGUUAGCGUGUCCGCUGUGUUUUCUCGGAGCACGUGUAGCUGCACAAUUUAAGAGUGCUCGCAGGUUUACUUUUCUAUUUGCAUACAGUAUGUUGUUUAUUGUUGGUCUGCAUGAAAUGGAAAUGUGUGAAAGGGUACAAAGUUGAACUUUGGGUGGUUACGUUUCCUUGUUCCUCUAUAACUGAAGACAGCCGCAGUUGGAAUUUGUGUCUAGAUGAGCACGAUAAUAGAGUCCUUGAGCUCCGCAUGUCCAGGUGGUUCUAUGGUCCCUGCAUGAAAUGUGGUUGCAUUUCGCGAUAGACUAUAGAACUCGAAUCUUAUCGAACUGUGAAGAUUAAAAAAUGUGAAUGUUUCCAUUUAUAGUUAUAGCAAUAUAUUUUUUUAUGGAUGGAUCUGGUUUAGUUGGACGCAAAGAGAAGUUAAUUUAUUCUGUUGUGGUUGCACUCAUUCUUUACCUCGUGUAAGGGGUUGGCAUCCUCUGUUGCACCCUUGGCUCAAUUCCUUCAAAAGGUAGCAAAAAAGGGAAGGAACUUGUGAGCUCCGAACAAAACACAUUUGUAAAAGGAUGCACAAACCUUUCUGUGCUCAAUAACAGAGGAAACAACCAAAAGCCCUGUAAAACAGACUUUGUUCCCUGCACCCUUAGUGCUUUCAUCUAGACAGUCAUCUCCCCUUGAUAUGGCCCAACUGUUUCUCGGAACUAAUGGGAUGCACCUAACUGCAUGCCACUGAUCAUAGAUAUGCAGUCCAAACUGAUUCGAAUGGAAUGAGCUGAGUCAUUCCUCACCUUCACAAUGUGAAGAUGACGCCAGGAAUGCCACCUGCCCCUGCAUUGCAAGAUCUGCGGUUGACACUGAAAUAUUCGACUAAGCUUUUGCUGAACUUAACCGAGCGAACAUUGCUGUCGGCAUCUGAAGAAAGUUCGGCAAGUUGUUCCCUCCAAGCGGUGUAACCCUCUUCUCCACAAGCAUGUUUAGCUUUUUCUUGCUUCCAGCCUUCAAUCUCUCACUGUCCCUUUAGCUCCUUUUUUCUGUCAAGCUGUCAUUGGCAAAGAGGGCAUAGUAAAAUGACCAGACUAUAAAAUGGAUGCCGCAAGAAAGCGUCGUUUUGGUUCAGCCUCGUCAGGUGCAUUCUUGUUUCUUUUUAAAUUUACAUGGGCAAUAACCAACGGAGCAUGCAUUCUAAUGCUUCAAAUUUGAAAGCUAAAACGUCUCCGGUUCUUAAGAAAUAAAAUAUCAAAUAAGCACAGCAUAUGCUGGCAGAUUUUCGGCAAGUGUUGAUUGUAACAGGUUCCCUUCUUUUUUCUAUUGUAUUCUAAACCAAAAUGUUAUAUUGCAUUAAAAAAAACACUUCAUUACUGUAAGAAUUUUGUGCAAAUACUCGGAGGCUUGAAUCUAGGGGGCGGUCCUUCCAGCAUAGUAAAUGUCUUCAGGAAGCAAUGUAUUUUUCCUCAUUCCUUUUUUUUGUUUGCUCUAAAACUCAACCACGCUAUGCCACUCACUAAAUUCACAGCCCUUUCUCGGAUACCGAAUUAGGCCGAAAACAUCCAGCAGUUUUACUAAAGUUAUCAGCCAUGCCAAACUAUGAAGCACGUAUUCCCAGCACCGCGGGUAACACAGCUGGAGCGAGAGGCGCGUUGACACCACACGACACAGCACAGCCUCGUCAUUGGCCAACUGCAGCUGGUGCUGUCUGCUGUUUUCAAAACACUUUUCAAUGCCAAAGGUUUGACUACAGCAAGAAAGUAUUCCAUGCUUUCAAGGGCCGAUUAAAAGAAAAGAGAGGAAGGGCUAAUUUAGUUUGCAAGAACUGUAUUGUGCAAAUGGAGUCUAUAAGGAUGGGCAACCUCUUGGGGCCAUGCGGCUACCAAUUCCGCGGCCAGUCGAACCGUACAACAGAUCUUGCUUUAGUAGCGGGGUAUUUUAGAGUAUCCACAAUCAUACUUGUCACCAGGGUAAUGACUUGGAGGCAUCUGUUACAAGAUACAAGCAGCAUUCCUGGAUUCAUUUUAAACCGGAUUCCGGAUAUUUGGCAAGAUCGGAGCACCACGAGAGGCUGCCCUGUUUCUCUUGCGAAAUUGUUCCAUGGAAAACAAACGCCUACAGGACAAGUCGUCGGUGCUCGCAAGAACGCUAUCUCGUGUGCAGUGGUGUUGGUGCAUCUUUUUAGGAUUGUUCACACGAGCAACUUUCACUAGCCCAAGUGUGCCAAAGCAAGAUUCCUUUUGCCCCGUGUGUGCAUGCAGGUUUUGUUACUUUCUGCGAGAUUCAGCUGUACAACAUUAAAGGAUAUACUUCUAAUUUAAUGCAUGGUUUGAUGUCAUUUACAGCUCGUUUCACGAUGGCGAAUUAAAGGGCUCGCAACGAAGGCACGAAAAAUCUUCUGGCUCAGUUGUGUUGUCAGUGAAUAAAUGAUAUCCAACUGAAA
Ixodes scapularis (black-legged tick) is the source of this 5878-nucleotide messenger RNA. RefSeq names its product rab-like protein 6. Gene Ontology annotation, molecular function: GTP binding. The transcript is spliced from 17 exons. Gene Ontology annotation, cellular component: cytosol; nucleus. Bases 254 to 2368 code for a protein of 704 amino acids. The record is from RefSeq and is a predicted model, not a curated record. Lineage: Eukaryota; Metazoa; Arthropoda; Arachnida; Ixodida; Ixodidae.